GGGUGUGUGCGGCUAUCGCGGACCAGCAUGCACAGCGGCAGUAAAGACUCUUCCGCAUAAGUUCCAUCGCUGUACUUCCCUUUUUAACGUUUCAGAUAGUAGGUAAAAAGGAAGUUUUAAUGUCUUAAUUUUACAACUCACUUGGUGCAUUUUUCAGUGGUCGAUUAUCACUGUACAAAAUGUCUAAACCACCACCCAAGCCAGCUAAACCUGGGCAGGUUAAAGUGUUCAGAGCAUUGUAUACAUUUGAACCAAGAACUCCUGAUGAACUGUACUUUGAAGAAGGGGACAUCUUGUAUAUUUCUGACACAAGUGAUAGCAAUUGGUGGAAAGGGACCUGUAAGGGCAGAACAGGAUUAAUUCCAAGUAAUUAUGUUGCAGAGCAAGCAGAAUCUAUAGAUAAUCCAAUGCACGAAGCAGCCAAAAGAGGUAACCUUAGCUGGCUGAGAGAAUGUUUGGACAACAGAGUUGGAAUCAAUGGCCUUGACAAAGCUGGAAAUACAGCACUUUACUGGGGUUGUCAUGGGGGACAUAAAGAUGUCGUGGAGAUGUUACUUGCACAAGCUAAUAUCGAACUAAAUCAGCAGAAUAAACUUGGAGACACUGCUUUACAUGCUGCUUCUUGGAAGGGUUAUGCUGAUAUUGUGGAGUUAUUACUCAGCAAAGGUGCAAGAACAGAUAUCUUAAACAAUGAAAAGAAAUUGGCUCUUGACAUGGCAACCAAUGCGCAGUGUGCAUCAUUACUGAAAAAGAAACAAGUGACAAGUGUGCCCCGAACUGCUAGCAAUGCAGAUGAUUAUCUGGAUGAUGAAGACUCCGACUAAUUAAAUUUCUGUUUCAUGUUUCACUUAAUAAACAAAAAUUGUGCAAUGAUGUGCUCAAAUGAUUAGCAUUUCUGUGGGUGGUUAAUAUUAUAGUUUGCUUGGACUUUCGUAGUUAAAUUUAAUUAUGUUUAUAUUUAAAUUUUCUUUUUAACAACAUGCAUUUUUUACACUCUACGUAAUAUACAAGUUUGUUUUUUCCUACAUCUUAACAUGUAUUGAUCGUGUUUUAAAAUAUAUUUUGAUCAGUGAACUUUUUCCUUGUAUUAAUAAUCAAAAAGUGAUGGGGCGGGGGGGGAGUCAUUUACGAACCAGUUAAUAUGUCGAAUCUGAUUAUGGCAUUCUUUUUCAUAUUAAACAUUAACUAUUAAAUAGUGGAAAAUCUUUGAGUAUAACACACAUUCUGUCAACAUGAUGAAAAAGAAAUAUCUAUUUGAAUUGUUAUAGUAAGCUGUUGGAGUUUGCUUAAACUUACACAUAGAUUUUUUUUUUACAUUUUUUAACUUUUAGUUGGAUGCAUUUUACAUUUUAAAUAAUAUUUCAUCUUGACACCAUACUUUAUCAAGAACAGUGUGAGUUUUGAAAUGUCAAAUAUGUGAGUACAAAUGUGAAAAUAUUUAUUUGAUAUCCACAAAGAAUGUUACAAAAAAUGUUUUUCUCUGUUAGGAUAAUGAAUUAAAUGUUGUGCUGUACUGCCGUUUCUAUUAUUGACUGGAUAUUUACUGCAGCUUUCAUCAGAAAUUGAAUGGGAUAUUUUUACUGUGACGGAUUUGCAAAAAUAGUGAAAUCAGCAUUUUUGGAUUGAUGAAUUGAUUUAAACAAGGUGAAGAAUUUUCAGCCUAACUAGAAAACAAUGAAAUAAUUAAAAUCAGCAGACAUUACAUUUUGUUUACAAACUUGUUUAAUGUUUGCAGUAUGAGUGCACCGAUUUUCUGUCAUUUUUGUGUCUCUUUUUUGUGUUUAUGGUAUAUUAAGUGUGCUUAUUAGUCAUAAAUCAUUAGUUCAUUAUGCAAACCAAAGUCACCUACUAUUUUGCAGUUUCAGUUUCAUAAAUACUUUUUAAGAACAGCUUCAAAUGUUGCAGACUUUUUUUCCAUACAGAGAUUGAAAAAAAAGUGUUUUAUGUAUAAAUUUUUAAAAAUAUUAGACUUAGAAGGACUCAAGGCAAUAUAUAGCAAUUAAGGAGAGGAGGUUAGGGGGAUGUGUGGAUGAGGAGGAUUGAUGAGGUGGGGUUCAGAGGGGGUUGGUCAUAAAGUCUUAUUUAUAUAUGCAUGUUUGUCUUUUCAAGCCUGCAUAUACUGGGUUCAUGUCCAAAUGUUUGUUUGCAUUUUCAUUAGAUGGCCAUGUUUCAGCCAAUUCUCUGGCACUUUUAGUAUUAACCUUUAAUUUUACUUGUACUGAAUCCCAUUUAAAUGUGUGUCAGGUUGAACAUGUGUAUGUAAAUCAGAGACUGUGGGUCCUUUCUUCUGAUUGCAUUGCAGUGUUCCUGUAUACGUGUGGCAGGUGUUUUUAAUGUCUGCCUCAUGUAUACUGCUGGACAUGCAUUUCAUGGUAAACUGUAAACCACGUCCUGUCUCUGCUGCUGAUUUCUUGCUUUUAGCAUUAAAAAGUACUGUGUGCAGUGUGUUUGUAUGUUUGUGCACUGCUUUGAUGCCUGCUCUGAACAGAAUACAUGCACUGCCUUCUGAUACCCCAUGAUGAUAAGGAAGUAUGUGCAGUGUGGGAUGGGGUAUGAAGUUGGAGUCGAUUGUUUGCUGAGAUCUCUGGGGUCUCCUAUGUAAGUAUUGUCUGAUGAAUGUGUUUGGGUAGCUGUUUGAUGUGAACAGUUGGUAAAUAUAGCACCUUUCAUUCUUCUUAGUCUCCUUGGUAUUACAAUUGGUGUGUACUCCUCUGAACAGUCUUAACCCAGCUCAGUUUAUGUGAUGACAGGUGAUUGCUUGCAAAGUGUAAUAUUUUGUCUGCGUAACAUUCCUUAUGAUAAUCACCUGUAAUCAGGGUGGUGUCGUUACCUCUUUCAGUGGAUAUGUCCAAGAAAUUGAUCCUUAGGUUUAUUUCUUUGUCUAUAGUAGACUGGAUCGCAGGGAAUAUUGCAUUGACGUGGUUAUGAAAAUCAUUCAGCUGGUCAUUUUUUAAUAUGAUGAAUGUGUCACCAAUGUAGCAUAUGUAAAGUUUCGGUCCUUAGUGAGUCAGAGCUAUGCUUUCAAAUCGCUGCAUUACCAGUUCCGCUAAGAGUCAUGAUAUUGGUGAUCCCAUUGGCAUGCCUUCUAUUUGUAUAUAGUAUUUCCCAUUAAAAUGAAAGUGAUUUUUCGGGCAAAGUGGAACUAGAUGCAUUAUAUCGUUGGUGGCCAGCUUCGUUCGUGUCAUUAUGGUGGGGUUGUUAUUUAGCUUUGUUUGUAGAGUUUAUUUGGCUAGAUGAAUUGGAAUAAUGGUGUACAGUGACACAGUAUCAGACAAGACCAUGAUUUCAUCCUCAGUGAUGAAUACAUUUUUCAGUCACUGUAAUGCCAUCUCUGCUCAUUUAACAGAAUAUUCUGAAUCAUAUGUUAAAUGUUUGAGCAUAUGAAAAAGUCCUUUAGAUAAGUUGGACCACCUUUUAGACUGACAACUGGUCUGAAUUUUAGAGGGGUUUUAUGUAUUUUUGGGAGGCCAUAGAAUUCAGGGCAGCUCGCAUCAUUGAAUUUCAUUCUGUAAUAUUCCUGUGAGUUUAGAAGGUUAUUAUUACGGAGCUUAUUCAGAGUGGUGUUGAUUCUGUUAAAGGUGGCCUAAUAGAACUGUCACACCUCCUUUGUAGGCUGGUGUGAUAAGAAUGCUGUCAUCCUUUUGUUGCAAUCUUAACACUGCUCUUUUAAAGGAACAUAUAGCGUUAGACAUCUUGCAUGUAACUGGCUGGCCACAACACACCUUAUUUUUUGUGCUUUGUCUGCUGGUAUCUUUUCGGUUUUUAUGAUUUGUUCGAGGGAGCCUAGGAAGUUUAUGUCAGAUUCAUUUUUGUGGUUGAACAUUAAACCUCUGGCGAGAACAUUUUGUUCUGUGGUGGACAGCUGUCUUCUGGAGAAGUUGUAUACUCCAGAUUGUGGUCCAGUAGCAUUUACCAUAUUCCCAGUGAGUUUAUUCUAUUUUUUUGUUAGGUGUGUUCCGUUUAGAUUUACGGCUUUUGUAAGUUGUUCCUUGGAUUUGCUUAGCCCAUUCAUCUGUAAUAAAAUGUCCACAUGUUGCGAGAAAUCUGGAUUGCUGUCUCAUUAUUUCAGAUUUAUACAAAGUUAGUUUGAUGUGUGUUUUGGUGAUCAGUUCAUAUAGAACACUCGGAGUGUUCAUUUCUUAGUUUAAAAUGUAUGCAUCUUGGAGAUACAUCAUGUCUGAUACAACUAUGGAGUUUCUUAUUUGCUGUAUGUUGCCUUGGGUUCCUGCAAGUCUAAUCAUUUUCCUCUGAUGAUGAUUCCUGGUAGGAACCAAAAGCUUAGGAAUAAAAAAUCUAUUUUAAGAUACGUUGAUUCAUUUCCUUCCUUUGUGGAUUUCCAGCUAUAAAUAUGUAAACUGUAUCACAGAACGUUGCCUUAACAAUAGACUUAAGAAUACUUAACAAUAAUUUUUCACACAGGUGUAACUCAGAUUAUAGUAUAGAAUCCUGAAUUGUGACAUGUUGCAACCUGCCAGUUAUAUCAGCAGUUCAAGAUUUAAAUGUGAUCAACCAGAUGAAAAGUAACAAAAAGUUGCAAGUUAGUCCUCAUUGCAUUUUAGUCACAUUUGUAGAACAAUCUGCCAUCUUCAGAGCUUUACUAUACUGCUGUAGAAUUAAAUAUUAAUAUUUACUUGUACCGUCUUUUGAAAAAAUCAUACCACAUUUCAUAUCGCAUUCUAUUAUCUUGAGAGUUGGAAUGAAAUAAACUCUUUGAAAAUUAAAGAAGCACUUUAUUGCUUACGGUUUAACAAACAUUAAAAUGAUCACUGAUUCAAAGUAAUGGUACUGUCCAAGAAAGCAUAGGACUCUUGUGCAUUUGUUGAGAUAUUGUCUAACUGCACAAGUGCAUAAUUAAGAGUUGGAUUUAUUAUGCCUAGAAGUGUGCUCAGACAAAUUGAUUUGAUGAAAAACCCACUUCAGCUUUAUGUAUUUUACUUUAAAAGUUCUAUAUGGCUUUAGGCUAUUCUUCUGAUCAGUUAUACAUUAUAUACUAAAAUUAAGUAUUAAGCUGGUUUGACAUUAGAUAAGAAGUUCCAAGAUACUGGCAACAAAAAGGUUAUACCUGCUUGGUGGGAAUGUGGUAAGCACAGACUAGAUGGGUUACAGGCCUUUUGUAGUUAGAAACAACUAGAGUAAAUGCAGACAUUUUUUUUAUUGUAUCUUUUGAAAAGGAGGUGAUAUUUCAAAAAACACGAUUGAAUUCUCUUGUUUACCGUAUUUGAUUUAAACAAAUUGUACAUUCUUGAAAUCUACCUUGUUUAGUCUGUUUUUAUGUACCACAUGGUAUUACGAAAUAAUAAACUCUAAAAAUGUAUCCCAUCCUGUUUUAUAUUGUUAUCAAGGUUAAAUAUAAAUUUGUUGGCCAGUAUUUGUAAUCUUCUUUUUUCCUCAGAAUACUAAAUGUUGUCCGUGUUUAAACGUAACAGAUCGUGCAAGUCAACUUAAGAGGUGUAUGAAUGAUACAUAUUGCUAAUAAACUGUACAAUUAAAUGUA
This is a messenger RNA of Erpetoichthys calabaricus (reedfish), 5494 nucleotides long. RefSeq names its product osteoclast stimulating factor 1 (gene ostf1). The record is from RefSeq and is a predicted model, not a curated record. Gene Ontology annotation, molecular function: protein binding. The transcript is spliced from 10 exons. Gene Ontology annotation, biological process: signal transduction. The coding region runs from base 180 to 824 and encodes 214 amino acids. Lineage: Eukaryota; Metazoa; Chordata; Cladistia; Polypteriformes; Polypteridae.